Molecule: messenger RNA, 678 nt
Organism: Meloidogyne enterolobii
Lineage: Eukaryota; Metazoa; Nematoda; Chromadorea; Rhabditida; Meloidogynidae
Source: the annotation of a GenBank genome assembly
AUGGCUUUUAAUAGUGAUGAAGUGAAUUUGCUUGUUUAUAGAUAUUUGGAAGAAUCUGGGUUUCGGCAUUCCGCAUUCACAUUUGGUUACGAAUCGAGUGUUUUGAAUGCCGGCCUUGACAGUAUGUCAAUUCCUCGAGGAGCAUUAAUGUCUUUACUUCAAAAAGGCGUUCUGUUCUCCGAAGCAGAAGUAUUUUCCUUAUUAACAGAUGGAGAAAUAGAUGCACGUUUCGAGAAGGCAAUUGGUUGCAUGACAAUACUUGAGUGCGCCAUGUGUGACUCUGCAAGAACAAAAGCUUUAAGUCGUCGAUUAAUGGUAGCUACAACUUCUGCCUCGUCUUCUACAAAUACUCAACAACAGCAACAACAAAAGCAACAAUGUCCAUUAAACGACCAACAAACUUCUGUUCAACAACAGAGAAGAACACCAAGCAGAUUAACACCUCAGACACAAAUACCAACUACCUCAACUUCUGAUCAACCAAUUAUUACUCCAACAACUUCAUCUACAACAUCUAUAAAUUCUACAUUUCUUCAAAAUCAUGUAAAUCAAAUGAAUUUAAUUCUUCUUUGUCAAAUAAACAACAAAUAACAGCCAAUCAACAAAUUUGUAGAGAUCGUCUUGAUUUUUCAAUAAAUAGUAGUAAUGGAGGAAGAAAUAUUCAACACAAUCAACAAC